This is a messenger RNA of Dioszegia hungarica, 1287 nucleotides long. RefSeq names its product anthranilate phosphoribosyltransferase. Gene Ontology annotation, molecular function: anthranilate phosphoribosyltransferase activity. Gene Ontology annotation, cellular component: cytosol. Gene Ontology annotation, biological process: L-tryptophan biosynthetic process. The coding region runs from base 1 to 1287 and encodes 428 amino acids. The record is from RefSeq and is a predicted model, not a curated record. Lineage: Eukaryota; Fungi; Basidiomycota; Tremellomycetes; Tremellales; Bulleribasidiaceae. The transcript is spliced from 4 exons.
AUGGCCAAGGAGGAAUCGAAAUACACCCCAGACACCUUCAAGGUGCUCCUCAAAAAGCUCGUUCAGUCUCCAACCGACUUCACCUCCGAGGACUGUGCCGAGUGCUUCAGGCAUCUCUGCGUGCAGGGGGCUUCAGAUGCUCAAGCUGGUGCUUUCCUCACCGCUCUGACGCUGUCCGGUCUCGACGCGUCUCCCGAGGUCGUAGCUGCCUGUGCGCAGGUACUGCGUGAACACGCAAUAGUGGUCAAGGAUAUUGCACCUCCCGUGGGCAAGCACGAGUCUGGGGAGUGGGACUAUAGAGAUUCCGAUAAGGAGGGAGAUGGAUUUACGGGGAUGGUGGAUAUAGUAGGGACGGGAGGGGACGGGUGGGACACCUACAACGUGUCAACAACGGCGGCGGUCGUUGUUGCUGGUACAGGAGUCCGGGUAGCCAAGCACGGCUCGAAAGCUGCCACAUCUACCUCUGGCUCAGCGGACCUCCUCAUGUCCCUCGACUGCCGCCUAUCGUUCCCUAUCGACCAACUUCCCAAAUUCCUCCCCCACUCACCCUUCCUCUUCCUCUUUGCUCCCCACUAUCACCCCUCACUAGCGCAUAUCGCUCCCAUACGCCGAUCACUGAACUUCCGCACAAUCUUCAAUGUGCUCGGACCGCUCAUCAACCCCGCUCGUCCACAACGGAUGUUGCUCGGUGUCGCCAACAAGCAGUUAGGAGAUACAUUUGCCGAGGUACUACGGCUAUUGAAGGUGGAGCGGGCACUGGUGGUGUGCGGUAAAGAGGGAUUAGAUGAGAUCAGCAUAGCUGGCGAGACCUGGACCUGGUGGCUCGAGAAUGGCGAGAUCAAGACCGGCUCCAUACACCCCACUACCGACUUUGGACUCCCCACCCAUCCCCUCUCCUCUGUCCGAGGCUCCACACCCGACCUCAAUGCUUUAACAUUCCAAUCCAUCCUCUCCGGCUCGUCCGGCGAGGUCCCUGCCCACCUCUCCGCGCCCGCCUCGGCAGACUCACCGUCCAUACAGAGCAUCACAGACUAUGUGCUCCUCAACUCCGCGGCGCUGCUGCAUGUCUCGGGACGCGCAAAGGACUGGACAGACGGGGUCAGGCUGGCAAGGGAGAGUCUGGAGAGUGGGGGUGCGCGGACGGCAUUUGAGGGGUUCAGGGAUUCGAGUCGGGCAGCGAUGGGGGAGAAGAUCGACGUGAGGGUCGUGGAGGAUGAUGGAGGGGUGGCGGCCAAGAAUGGAGAGGUCAAGGCGUGGUUGAAGGCCAAGCGGGAAGAUAACGCGUAG